Messenger RNA from Gamsiella multidivaricata, 2097 nucleotides. RefSeq names its product Man1-Src1p-C-terminal domain-containing protein. Lineage: Eukaryota; Fungi; Mortierellomycota; Mortierellomycetes; Mortierellales; Mortierellaceae. Gene Ontology annotation, cellular component: nuclear inner membrane. The transcript is spliced from 7 exons. Gene Ontology annotation, molecular function: chromatin binding. The record is from RefSeq and is a predicted model, not a curated record. The coding region runs from base 1 to 2097 and encodes 698 amino acids.
AUGGCAUUGUCGGAACCGCCCCACUAUCUCCAUCCGGACUUCGAUCCCUGGAAACUCAAGAUGGAUCAGAUUCGCGACAUUCUGAUUCAACAUCACGUCAAAACCCCUACUGGAAUCGUCCGAAAACAGCAACUCGUGGAUCUUUUCAACCAGCAUAUCCGGCCCCAGGUCCCCGAGAUCAGCGAGGUGGAAAAGGACGCUGAGCUGAACGACCACGAGAACAAGGCGUCCAGUUCCAAGACGCGUCACCAACUUGCUAAAAAAGAGGAGGAACAAACCACUGCUGAGACCGCUCCACCUAAAUCGACUCGUGUUAAGCGAGCGAGCAGUAAACAGAGAUUGGAUCCUGAGGAGCCUGCUGAGGUCAAGCCCAAGAUUGAGCGCGGUAGUAGUCGUGGCAAAGUAUCGGCAGACAGGAGCGAUGUAGAAUCAAAAACUUCAGUAACCGGCAGGGGCAGGAAACCUCGCAAGACACCUGUACAAAGCGAAGAUGAUAGUGAACCCAUUUCCAAAUCUCUCCGUGUAAAGCGGGAGGCCAAGGAGAAGAAGAAGGCUAGGAGCGCGAACUUUUCGGAUGAGAACCCAUUCCAAAGUGGAAGCGAAUCAGAGCGUAAACGAUCUCGGUCGAGGUCCCGCACACGAAAGGCCAAGGAGAGCGACAAGCGCGAUCAUGUCUUCAAAGUCCCCGCACAACCUGCCUUUUCCAAGUUUAUGCAUACGCCUCUACCUGAAAAGGGCGACCCCUCAAAGUCCUCAGCGCACCCCAAGCCAAGAAAGAUCAUGCCGGAUGAAUUCCCUACGCCCAAACCUCUCCACCUUAACGCGCCUCAGUCUGACAUGCAGGAUCUGCUAAAUAAUUUACGCCGCAACAUGGGACCUAUUUGGCUGAUUCUUUCAACCGUCCUCUUGGCAUACGGCAUUUGGUAUCGACAAACGAGGAUUGAUAUUGGCUUCUGCACGGAAGCUGAACUGGGGACACCGACAUCCAGAGCCUGGUAUUACCCUUCCUGCAUUCCUUGUCCCGACCAUGCCACUUGCCUAAGAUCCGAUACCGAGCCGAUCUGCCCGCCAGAAUACAUUCUCAAGCCCCAACUUUUGAGUUUUGGCAACUUGAUCCCGCUUUCGCCUGUUUGCGUCCUUAAUAGGGCAAAGGAGUACCAAAGUCUUCAGGUCGCGGAUGCUGUCGAAAAGAUGCUGCAUCUUCAUGCCGGAAACAUCGAGUGCAGCUUGUCCAGGGAUAAGGCGCCUCUGAACAGUGUGGAAUACAGAGCUCGCCGUGGCAUUUCAGUGAACGACCUGCGAUCUCAACUGGUGCAGCUGAAGGAUGACAACGUGUCUGAUGAGGACUUUGGUCAGUACUGGGAUCUUGCUCUGAGAGAGCUUCGCCGACGAUCGGACAGGGUCAUUUUUGAGCACGGCCUAACAGGCGAGGAGCGUGUACGCUCACUGAGGCCACAAAAGUCGCUGGGCUGCCGAAUUCGACAGGCGCUUGUGAGCUGGGUUGUCAAGUUCAGAUUUUUCCUCUUUGCCAUGGUCGCAAGCGCUACCGGAGGUUUCGCCAUUCGCUCUCAGGUUUUGAAGAGGCGCAAGGAGGGGCGCAUUGUCAACGGUCUUGUCCAGAACGUUCUCGCCAAACUCUCGGACCAAGCCCACUAUCAUUAUGUUGAUCCUGCGCUCUUUUUAGAUCCGUUUUUACCCCAAACACACCUGCGUGAUGCACUUUUGGCGGAUGUCCACUCUGCGGCCAGGCGACAGGAAAUCUGGGACAAAGUCCAGGCGAUUGUUGAGAGGAAUUCGAAUGUAAGGACGAGUUCACAAGAGGUGCAUGGGGAGCUGCACAGGGUUUGGGAGUGGGUUGGACCAUCGGGCGUGUUGAGCCAGCAUGGCGCUGGUGAGGCGAUCAGUCAAGUCGACAACCUUAAUCAUGGAGUGAUGAGCGGAAGCACACGUGGGAGAGGAGUACCCAAGGUCCCUCCACGCACUGGGCCGCAUGGCAGUUUCUUUGGGUUGAGACGUCAGGACUCGGAGUUCCUCAACCCGGAAAACUCACUCUACCCGUCGCUCUCUCAGGAUUACCAGGGAUACACGCAGGAGUAG